Lutzomyia longipalpis is the source of this 867-nucleotide messenger RNA. RefSeq lists its product as uncharacterized. The record is from RefSeq and is a predicted model, not a curated record. Gene Ontology annotation, cellular component: plasma membrane. Bases 1 to 867 code for a protein of 288 amino acids. Lineage: Eukaryota; Metazoa; Arthropoda; Insecta; Diptera; Psychodidae. Gene Ontology annotation, molecular function: transmembrane transporter activity. Gene Ontology annotation, biological process: monoatomic anion transport; transmembrane transport. The transcript has 3 exons.
AUGAUGCUCUUUGGCCUAUUCUGCCUCCUCAGCAUGAGAAUGAUUCUUAGUGUGGCUAUUGUGGCCAUGACUAAGACAAACAACAUUACUCUUGACGAUGGUACAGUUGUUGAGGAGCAAGAAUUCGAAUGGAACUCCAAACAGCAAGGACUUAUCUUGAGUUCCUUCUUCUAUGGCUACAUGGCAACUCAACUUUUCACUGGAUUUCUCUCUGCUCGAUUUGGAGGUCAUGUGGAAAGUCCGAAGAAUGAUCCCUUCAUAACGGAAAUAGAGAAGACAUACAUUCUGUCAAGUAUUGGUGAAAAUAUCUUCAACUACAACUUGGAUACCACAGGGAUAUUGUCUUCAAUCCCAUACAUAGCGUUGGCUAGCCUACUUUCUGUUGCAGGAUACUUUGCAGACUGGCUACAAGUCAAAGGUUACCUAACAACUGAGCAAGUUCGACGCUACUUCAACUCCGUUACCUUCACAAUUCAAAUGAUUUUUAUGAUACUCGUUGCAUUUAGUACGAAUCCAAUUUUAACUGUCGUAUACUUAACUUUAGCAGUUGGAGUUGAUGCCUUUCCUUGGUCAGGAUAUGCAAUAAAUGCUCUUGAUUUAGCACCCUCCCACGCAGCCAUCAUUAAGGCUAUAGGUAUAACUUUUGGUGGAUUUGGGGGGGUUUUAAGUUCACAUUUGGUAGGCUACAUUGUAACGGAUAAGAGUCGUGAGCAAUGGCAAAUUGUGUUCUUUAUAACAGCUGGAAUUUAUUUAUUUGGAGCAGUAGUUUCAUGGUAUUUUGUUAAGGGAUCUAUUCAACCGUGGGCUAGGAUAGAUCUUGAAGAUAUGAAGAAGAGAAAUGAACAGACUGAUAUUAAAAGUUUUUAA